AUGGACAGUGAUGCGGUACUGGAUUUGAGGGUCUUGGACAGUAGCAGAGUUUUAUACUGUUCCGUUGGAAAGCUCCAUAAGGGUGGAACGGAAACUGCAGUUUUUCAAAUGGCAAAGUCACUGUUUGUUCCAUCUGAAGUCUGCAAACAACUUACCGCUUUUGGCUACGAUAAAAAAUUGUCAGAAGGAUCUCUUGUUGAAAUAUUAAAGCACGGCAUUCAUGACAAUCGCCUCACUUCCAUUGUGAUUUGGUUAUGCAAUGAGAUCAGUAUUUUGUACGGUUUGGAUGAGCAGAUUCAAAUCCCUGGUAAUAGACCAGAAGAUUUCGAAUGUUACCUUUUGGAGCUUAGUUCGUUGCUUAUGGAAUUAGAAUGUCCAUCUGAAGAACUAACUACUGGUCCUUUGACCGAACGGUUUGCUACUGAAGAAAAGCUGCAAAAGCUUUUACUUUUCUUAGUUGGACAUUUACGUUGCGCCAGGCUCACAGCAUUGGACCAGAUUAAAAGAGAGGGUGCAAAAACGAAGAAAAGAGAAGAAGUCUUAUGUGUUGAGAAAGCCUUGAAAUGUCUUGGUUCGACUCAGCCGCCGGCUGACUUGACUGGGGAACAGUUAUUUAAACAGUUUGAGAAGUUGGUAGUGACUCAGGUAGAAAAAUGUAAAACUAAACCAAAGCCGCUUUUCUUUGCAUCACUAACUGAAACUCAGUGGAAGAAGGUGGAAAAGAUAAAUGAAAGAUUAGUGAGUGAAUAUCACCUCCGUAUGCAGUUACUGCUCAAACGCCUUGACGUUAUGAUACAGUCUUUCGUAUGGUCAGAUAGAAUCAAGAAGAUGGAAGACAAGGUUUUUGACAUCUAUCGGAUGAAAAGAGAUAAUAUAGUCAUUUCGGCUAAUGUACAUAUGGAUGAUCUUCUUGCUGCGACUACCGAUCUUUUAAUCGUUGAGAAAAUUAUGAGCUCAAGGCAAAGAGAACGUACUGCCACUCGCCUUAAUAAAGUUUUGAUGGCGGAACGCCCUGGUGAUCGAGGAGGACGCCCUUCCGAACUUCGAGCUCCACCGCCAGAAAUGCCGUCAUGGAAGAAAGACCGGACUCCAAAUGUACCUAGAGGCGGAGGGCGAGACAGUGGCUACAAUCGUCGCGGCGGCGACUUUCGCCAGGAAGGCGGAUACGCUCGCGAUGCUGGCUUUGAGGUUCAGGUCAUGCAAGAAUACGAAGCAGCUAAUCGUCGCCAGCAAAGAGGUGGAUAUCAAGGUGGUUAUAGACAACAAGACUAUGGUUACCAAAGUUUUCAAGGUUCGUACAGCGGGCAGGGUUAUGGUGAUAACGACAUGUAUAGCUACAGAGGUCGGGGACAUCGCGGAGGUCGCGGAGGUGGCCGUAAUUAUGGCAGAUAUUAA
Molecule: messenger RNA, 1395 nt
Organism: Enterobius vermicularis (human pinworm)
Lineage: Eukaryota; Metazoa; Nematoda; Chromadorea; Rhabditida; Oxyuridae
Source: the annotation of a GenBank genome assembly